CCGGAUGCCAUCAGAGAGCUGCCUCCCAACAACAACAUUAACGCUCAACUGUCAGACACAACUUCUGCUUUCACUGCGAUGCACUGAUUUGAAUACAUUAAAAAUGUACUAGGUCAGUGUUUCUGCCGCGACAGUUACACAUAGUUAUCCGGUUUCAUUCAGACUCGCCGCUUCGCACGUCGCCGCGACUUUCUCCCGAGUCCAAACUGGCAGUUGGUAUUAUAACAAGCACCUGAGGCCAGAUGAACCAAAGAGGCGUCAAAACAGGACAGAAGACUCACCUGUUGCUACCUGCAAACUGAUAUGUUGUUCAACGUGAACAGGACACAAACAGCUUUGAAGUAAUGAUAAUAAAGAUGCCUUCACUGUCCAGUGGAAUGGAGAGUCUGAAGUGAUGGAAAACAGAGAGGAAAGCCCUGCCAAUGAGCAGGCCGCCACACCUCCCGAGCGAGGACUUCUCCACAUCUGGCAGUCAGCGGGCCCCAGUGACCAGUUCUGUCCAGAGAGAGUGCUGCUUUCCAGACCUGUUCUGCAGGCCACCCUGGGAGAACAUCAUGGGCUCCUGCUUACACAGGGUGGUCAGGUGUAUUCGUUCGGAGAGCUGUUGUGGAGGGAUCUGAGCAUCCCAGUGUCUGCUCCCGUGCUAGAGGUGUCUCUGCUGGGGAAGACAGUGGUCCGUGUGGCUGCCGGCGGCUUCCACUGUGGAGCGCUGAGUGAGCAGGGCAGCGUCUACAUGUGGGGAGAGAACACUGCAGGACAGUGUGGGCUGACUGAGAAGGGCACAGUCACAAACAUCACAGUUUCAGAGCCGUGCCCGGUCAGUGUUGUGGACAGUGAGGUCGUUCCUCCAGCAGUGGUUCGGGUUGUGGAUCUGGCCUGUGGACGGGAGCACAGUCUGGCUCUGUCUUCCCAGAAUGAGCUGUGGGCCUGGGGCAGUGGCUGCCAGCUUGGCCUGGUCACAAACACGUUCCCUGUGUGGAGACCACAGAAGGUGGAGCACUUGGCUGGCAGACAUGUGAUUCAGGUUGCUUGUGGCGCCUACCACAGCCUAGCCCUGGUGCGCAGUUUACCUCCUCAGAACUACAGUACCCAGAACACCCCUGAGAAGAGGGAGCGGGGCCAGUCACCUCACUACACAGUGACAGAGAGGGAGGAUACAGUUGAUGAUGCUCACUACUGUCCGCUGGGGGUGGAGCUGUCUGAAGUCUUGACAGGCGAGACCUCUCCCAGGAGAAGAGGCCCUAGACGAAGGCUCCAACGUGGGGGAAGGUCAGCUGGCAGCAGCCCUGGCUCUGGAGCUGGCUCAUGCCCGUUUUCUGAGGAGGGCAGAUCUACCACUAAACAGAAGAAUCUCCCAGUUGGCGCCGAUCUCGAGCCUGACGAGGAGACUAACCAUCUAACUCAGGUGGAUGGGAGCCCCAAGUCUCACCCACUGUCAGGCUGGAGAGCCAGCAAGAACUCUGCUUUCUCUGAUGAGGUGGAGCUCCAGAAUCUCCUCCAGAAACUCUCUGGUCACUCAUUGGAAAUGCAAAACACCUCUGGACCAGGGGAUACUGACUCACUGAGCAGUCACACUUCAGAUGACAGCUGUGUUUCCUCAACUCCUUCCAUGGAUCUGUUCACUUCCAGUUAUAAGGAAGAAUCAUCACUUAACAGUCAGACCACCAAUAACAGUGGAGUGUCUGGGCCAUACUCCUCCUCCCCUGUGUGCUUGGAAGAGGUUCGACUUUGUCUGGAGACAGAGAAGAAGGCACUGCAGGGGCAGAAGAGCUCCAGUCUUACAAAUAUAAACCAGAAGGGGAACACGGCAGUAAACAGGAGACGUUCACUGCCUGGGACACCCACCCAUGGGUCUCCACGGCGACGACGGCCUUGUGCCUGCAGACCGUCCUCUGCUGGUCGUACACAGGCUUCAGCACCAGAGGAGGCAGGAGACAGGUUGCCGUCUCUGGGGACAGAAGUGUGGAGCUGGGGCCGUGGGUCUGAGGGGCAACUAGGCCAUGGAGAUCAGCUUGCCAGACUCCAGCCUCUGUGUAUCAAGUCUUUGACAGGCGAGGAAGUGAUCAAAGUUGCUGCAGGAUCACACCAUUCAUUGGCCCUCAGCGCUCAGUGCCAGGUGUUUUCAUGGGGCAGCAACAUGUGCGGGCAGCUCGGACAUGUCAACAGCCCUGUCACUAUUCCUCAACAGGCGAAGCUGUCUGAGGGUCUACGGGUUUGGGACGUGUCGGCCGGUCAGAGCCACUCCCUCCUCUUGGCUGACGGAGACUGCAUCCAGCCGAUCCUCUUGUACUGCGGCCAGCAUCAAGAGCCAAUGUCGGCGCAGAGUGAGAGGUCACACCAGAAUCAAAGGUCAUACCAGAGGUCACCUAACAGGGCGGAGAGUUAUACAGUCAGACCCACCCUGCUGCCGCUAUGCAUGGAGAUGGGUUACAUUAGCAGUGUGUGCAGUGGUGGUCAGAGCUGUGCGGUGUUGGCUGACCAGAACGUCAUGGGCUUCAUCUCAGCUAUCCACGAGCUGGCCUCCAGAGAGAGGCACUUCUACUGCUGGUUGAGCAGCGUCAGGAAGCUCCUCCUCACCCCGCUACGUAACAGAGAGGGCGUGUGCCCAUUGUUAGGUGAGCCGUGCACUCAUCUCUUCUUCUCUCUCUGCGAGAGUUUUGUUCAUCUGAGCACCUUGAUCGGUCGACACUCCACGUGCCUCAGCUACUUCCUGCAUGAUGUGCAGAGCCGUGAUGUCACUUCCCUUCCACUGCUGACGCACACUGAGCACUUCCUGGACAUUUAUAAAGAAUAUUUCUCUGCAUUAGGUCACUUCCAGGUGAUGGGUGGAUUCCAGUCACUCCAUAAACUCUCACUUGAGUGUUUAGGCUCUCAGCAGACCACGCUCGCUCAGCUGUGUGUUUCAGAUCAGUCUGGCAGUGGUGAACUUGACCUGGUUUCACUGUUGUACUGGCCUCUGCAGCAGCUCCACCACUACAGCCGAAUCCUGCUAAAACUGGCAGCCUGCUAUGAUGUGUUAACUAUAGAGUAUCAGUCCCUCCAUCAGGGCUGUAUUCAGUUUGAGUCCCUGUCUUUGUCCCUGUUGAGGAGGAAGAAGGAGGCUGAGACCACAUUCCUCUUCUGGAAGACUCACUGUGGAAAACAUACCGAGGUGCUGCGUCUCCCGCAGCGUCGUGUAGUUUGUGAAAGCAGCAACAGAUCUCUGACCCUGCAGAACGCCGGGCGGUUCUCCAACCAUUGGUUCAUACUGUUCAACGAUGCACUGGUGCACACACAGGGUGCCAUUCCCUCUCAGAGCUUUUUCUCCUCACAUCAUGUCUAUCCUCUGACCUGUCUGUGGGUGAAACCAGUCACUGAAGACAGCAGUGGACUCUAUGCCAUCAAAAUUACAUGUCCAGAGGAGAGUUUCACCUUGGUGGCUUCAACACCACAGGAGAAGAAUAAGUGGCUACGAUCUCUGAACCAGGCGGUGGAUCAGGUGUUGGGUGGCGGAGGUCAGGGGUCAUCACCGGGGAUGACGGCGAUGUCUCGUACCGCCUCCUACACGUUCACUGGAGAGGGACGGUUUAAAGAUGCCCAGUACACGGGGGGCUGGCUGGCAGGGCGAGUUCAUGGCAGAGGAACCAUGAAGUGGCCAGACGGACGGACGUACACUGGAAACUUUAAGAACGGCCUGGAGGAUGGCUAUGGGGAGUGUAUAAUACCCAACAAAGUGCUGAAUAAACCAGACACCUACCAGGGACACUGGAAAGAUGGCAAGAUCCAUGGUUUUGGCAAGUACAAGUAUGCCAGCGGUGAGGUGUACGAGGGCUGUUUCUGUGAUGGGCAGCGGCACGGUUAUGGCAUGCUGAGCUCUGGUAAACAGGCCAGGACUUCUUCCAGCGUUUUCAUUGGUCAGUGGGUCCAGGACAGGAAGACAGGAUAUGGAGUCUACGAUGACAUUACCAAAGGUGAGAAGUAUAUGGGACUGUGGCUGGACGACCAGAGAAACGGCAGCGCUGUGGUCGUCACCCAGUACGGUGUGUACUAUGAAGGGACCUUCAAGGAGAACAAGAUGAGUGGUCCAGGGCUGCUGGUGUCAGAUGACGACACAGCUUUCCAUGGGGAGUUUUCUGAUGACUGGACUGUCAACGGGAAGGGUGUUUUGUCCCUGGCCAACGGUGAUUGUUUAGAGGGUCUGUUCAGUGGAGAGUGGAGCACAGGGCUGAAAGUGGUUGGGACGUACACCAAACCAGCUAUUGAUGAACCUGACAACAAAGAGAGAAGCAGUCUGUUCAGGUUGGGUCAGCAUGUGGUGCCUGCAGGUCAGAGGUGGGCCUGCGUGUUUAAUGAAUGUUGGAGUCGACUGGGCUGUGAAGCAGCUGGGAGGGGAGAGAGGAUCGCAGCCUGGGAGAACAUCGCUGUGACUAUAACAACCGCACGACGACACAGCCCAGACCUCAGUAGGUCUCAGACCAAAGUCCUGGAGUGUUUGGAGUUUAUUCCUCAGCAUGGAGAACCUGUCACCACUGCAAACUACGACAACAUACGAAGAUAUCUCACCAAGGCAUGUGAGACUCCCCUCCACCCUCUGGGCUGGCUGGUGGAGACGUUGGUGACAGUCUACAGGAUGACGUACGUCGGUGUGGGAUCCAACCGCAGGCUGCUCAGGCAGGCUGUCCAGGAGGUCCAGGCUUACCUCACACAUUACUACAGCAUCGUCAGAUUUCUGUUUCCGGGGUUACCAGAUGAUGGUGGCAUUAUCCCAGACCCUCCCACCUCUCCAUCCAAAAGCAGACACAACUCUAACACAACAGAACAAGGUGUUGUAGUGGUGAGCUGUUCCUCACUGCUUCUCCCUCUGCUGCUCCCUCGACUCUACCCUCCUCUCUUCACGCUGUACUGCCUGCAGGAGGAGCAGGAGGAGGCCCAGUACUGGGAGCGCAUCCUCCGACUCAACAAACAGCCCGACCAGGCGCUGCUCAGCUUCCUGGGAGUGCAGGAGAAGUUCUGGCCAGUGUGGAUGUCAAUAUUAGGAGAGAAAAAGCAGAUUGUGUCCAGCAGUAAAGAUGCCUGCUUUGUUUCUGCUGUGGAGACACUCCAACAAAUUAGCACCACCUUCACCCCAUCAGAUAAACUCCUGGUCAUCCAGAAAACAUUUGAGGAGUUGACACAGGAAGUAAAACCUAUGCUGGAUAGUGAUUUCCUUUGGUGCAUGGAUGACCUGCUCCCUCUCUUCCUCUAUGUGGUUCUCAGAGCCAGGAUCAGGAACCUGGGAGCUGAGGUCAGUCUGAUAGAAGAUCUGAUGGAUCCCAACGUUCAGUACGGAGAGAUGGGACUCAUGUUCACAACACUGAAGGCCUGCUAUAUCCAGACCCAGCAUGAGUCGACUAUGUAGGAGUGAAUGGGAGGAUACCCUGCGGUCGACAGGACAUGGAGACUGCAGAGGUGGCACAUUGCUGCGCACACAGGAGCUGCCAGAACAAACCAGCCACUCAAACCAGCAGUAUUCCUCUGGUGGAAGCUGUACUGAGGCUGCACAGAGAGGCAGGGGAGAGUUGUAACACCUUCACCUUCUGUCCACAAACAGGAAAUUAUGUCUGACGCCUCGUUCACUGUUGAUCCUUUUGGUAUGUUACAGCACUCCAGAGUUCUUUUUCUUCUACUGAAGUCAGUGUUCAUUCAAAGACAGAAUUCAGUAGCAUGUCGCCAUCUUGUGGACAUGUUAGACAACUGCAUUAUCAUCUUCAUAACAUGGUAACAUUUUGCUGCUGUAGAUUUCAGUAACACUUUCUAAUACAUCAGCUCAGUUUCCAUUUUUGGAAGUAUUUCAUGAAAAACUUUGCAAAGACAAAGGUAACAACAGUGCAGUUUACUUCUCAAUACUAUGUACAGUAUUCAAAUAUUUUCCUAAAAGGUAAUUCAUUAGGAUAAACAGUAAAGUGUUGUACUGUAUAUUUUUCCUUUUUCAUCUACUUUUUACAAGAACUUUCUAACACUCCAGGCAAAGGUAACUAACCUCUUGGGUCUGAAACAUGGUCACAGUUUAAAGGGAAAAUCACAGGCUAAUAAGUAAAAUUUGAAUAUGUUUCUAAUGGGUCAGUAGUAGCAAUUAACAGUGCAUUUAUCACAGUAAUACACUGUUGAUGUGUCCAAAUUUAAUGAAGCCCACCUGUAGGUAACGAUUAUAACUGUGUACAGUAGUUAACUCAAUGUGGUAACUUCUGUUUUCUUAAAAAUGAGCAGUUGAGAUUGCUGGUUGUCAAGACAGACUGACAGAAGCUCGCUAUACUGUUGGUUGGUGUUUUGUAAAACCAAAACUGAAAAUAUUUUCUUGCACUUCACUACGUUUUCAGCACUCAUAGCAUUUUACAUAGUGACGUGAGCGCUGUGUUUUCAUUAGUUUGUACUGAUCUCAGAGUGACAAACUCGCCUCCUGAGCUGCAGCAGCUGAAGAGCAGACUGGAUGAGAAGUUUGACUUUUCCAACAAGAUGAACUUUACAAAGUUGCUGAGUUAUAUUCUCUGUGUGAAAACAGAGACAAAACUGCUUCAGGCACUUUAUGUCUCAGUCGUUGUUUAAUAGGUCAAACCAAAAUCACCAGUUCAGAAAACUGUAGGUAAUAGAAAGGGAAAAAUGCUAUUUAUCUUGUAACAGUAUGUUCCUGCAAAACAUAUAUGCAAUUAACUUACUUUGCUCAUAACAUCCCCUUCUCACUCCUCAAAGUGUUGUUAUUCGUUGUUGUGUUAUAUCUUUUAAACGCAGGAGACGUCAAAACAUCACACUAAACAGACUUCCAGUUUUCUGACCGUUUAUUUAUUACGUAUUUAUUAAGACCUCUACCCUCCUGUAAUACAAAUCCAACCUGUGUGUGCACCGGCAUGUUAAAACACAAACCCUGAAGCUUUUUGUCUCAGGUCUGGUCCUCUGAUAUUCAUAACUAAUAUCCAGUUAGCUCAUCAUCGGAUGGUAACACGUCGCUACUCUGGGAAAUGAUUUGUGCUUGACUUAAUUUGAUGAGUUAACACAGUGUAGCCACGUGUAAAAGAAAUGUUUCCUCCUCUAAUGGUAUUUCAUUUAGUGUUUUGUGUAUAUGUGUGUGUGUGUGUGAGGGAGAGAGAGAGAGAGAGAGAGAGAGAGAGAGAGAGAAUGAACAUAUUAUGAACAAAUCUGACAGAUAACAGUUUUAAUGUUGCAGUUUCCAGGAAAGUGUUAGUUUCUGUAUAAAAGGAAAGUAUAUAGAUGUAUAUAUAGAUUAUCUCCAUCUGUGAGGUUAUAUUUUGUUCUGUUUGUACAGAGGACUUAUAAAAAAAACUUUCUGAUAUAUUUCAAUGAAAUGUGGUGGAAGGUUAGUCCCUAAAAGAGUUGACUAUUUGAUGUGUAUCCACUCAUUUUUAAAGGAAUAUUUUUGCAUUAUGAGAGACUAUUAUAAAAAUCAACCACUGCACUCACAUAAAGGAAAGAAUAUGCCACAUGAUUGUCUAUCACUGUGUUUUAAUGCAGAGCCAGACUGAAUUUGUUCUAUGUUUUAUAGCUAAUUAACAAGCCUGCAAAAGAAAAUUCCAACAUCAAAUGCAUUGAUCCUCUGAAUCCAUCUGUAUGUGUUAUAAAGGCCUGUUGGGACAUCAAAAUAAUCUUCUAUUUUUAAUUCAAAAACAAAAACAUUUUUAAGUCCCAGAAUCGAUACAACCCUAACCAGUAGAGUUGUGAUGUGUGUUAGCACAUCUAAACCUCCAAAUCAGUGAUAAUUUAAUUAUGUUAAUUUAUUUAUUUAUCAUUAAAAUGUAAAUGAAAUUAUUAAUGAGAAAUAUAUCAAAGAACAUUAUAUUCUAAAUUUUCCAAGACCACCUCUGCGUAAUGAGGCCUGCUCUCCCCACAGAGUCACAGUCAUAUUACAUAUUGUUUGAUAUCUAGACUCAUAAAAUGACAUUAACUACAUUUACAGCACUGCCAUCAUGUUACUGACUUGAUUAACUGAGCUUGUUGUGUUGAUGUCAGGAAUAAAACAGACUGUAAAACACUCAGGAUGAACUUCAGAAUGCAACAAACAACAACUUGCCAAAAUGACAGAAAAGCAGCUGUUGGAUUCUUUUCUCUAAUUUCUAGCAUUUCAGCUGUCACCGAAUUGUGUUUGUACUGUAUUUAUUCUCACUCAUGUUUUUGCAGAAUGUGUUGGGACAGUGCAUUGAAUGUUUUUUGUUCUUCUUGCUAUUAAAACCACUGCCAUGUAGUAUAAUACAGAUGUAACAUCAAAGCAUUUGGCCUCCAGUAAUACCAGGUUAAAGGACAAGAUAAAUGUUUUUCAUGUCCUAGCUCAAAACUACAAAUUGCCUGCAGUUUUCAGGAUUGCCAGUUAUUUUCUAUUAAAUACAUCAUGCAAAGUAGAUUUAUUUCCUUUAUUAUUAAUCACAUUAUUGUUUUAUAUGAAAAUGCAGUUUGAGGAGGGAAUCCCUCUUGGUAUAUUGUUACUGAAAUGAAGUAAAACCAAUUAAAAAAAACAGUUUUGAUUUCUUAAAUGGUCAGGUCCAUGUAGUUUGUAACUAAAAGACUAAAACAUGUUAUAAUCCUUUGUAAAAACCUGAAUUUCAAUGGAGGUUUCAGGCUAAGCAAAUUAAAUUAAACUGUUUAGUCAGCCAGUUGCAGACUAAACAGAUUGAAUUUAUGACUUGAGUUUAUAAUUUUUCUAACUAAAUCUAUUUUUGUAACUUCAUGCAUUUGUGUGAAGUGGUGAUCAGGGGAACUGAUUGUAGAAUGUCAAUUAGUUUUGAAAAAAAUAGCAACUUAAUAAAUGUGCUUAUAAUGGAUCAAUAAAUUUGAUUUUAAUUCUGAAAAA
Molecule: messenger RNA, 8812 nt
Organism: Lates calcarifer (barramundi perch)
Lineage: Eukaryota; Metazoa; Chordata; Actinopteri; Centropomidae
Product: alsin
Exons: 41
Coding region: 395-5377 (1660 amino acids)
Molecular function (GO): guanyl-nucleotide exchange factor activity
Source: RefSeq, a predicted model, not a curated record